GUAUUGCCAGGUCCACCAGUGGGAGACUGAGGAGGACAGACAGAGAAGGUUCUUCUUCCAUCACCAGUCCCACACUAAAGAGGUCGUUUGAGGUGGAGGAGUCUGACAUCUCCAUCAACCCCUCCCCUCUGUCCCGUAGGACCAACCUCCGCUCCUCCACCUCCAGCCAGCGAAGCUUCCACGAAGCCCGCAACUCUGACAACCCCUCCAGAACCUCGCCUUCUGACUCCAACCCUUGCUCCCCCAAAACCAGCCUGAGACGCAUGGAGCUGUCCGGGGGAGUGGUAGGAGGCCGUGCCCUGGAUACAGCCUCCACCCGCCGGACCGAGAUCUCUAUUGAGGUGUCAUCCAAGCAGAUUGACAGCUCGCCCAGCCCAGGUAUCGCCCGCUUCGGCCUGAAGAGGCCUGAGGCACAGAGCCUUGGUUCUCGAGCCGGAACCGUCCCAGAGAGCUCCACCAGCUCCAGCUCGGCACACAGACGGGCAGAGAUCUCCCUCUCUCGGCCCCACGAGCCCCCCGGGGCACCCAGGAGGGGGGACUCCCAGGCUCCCUCAGCCACCCGGAUCCCUGACCCCCCUCAGAGGAGGACCGACCCCACCAUGGUCAGCCCUGUGGAGGGCUUUACUUCCAGGAGACCCGAGAUGCCUGUCUUCCGACAGCCAGAAAUGGCAGCACCACCUCCGGUCAGGGUGGUGGAGAACAACAGCCACCCCGCAGUGCCCAGUGGCCCCCUGCCCAGCCUGGUGGAGCCCAGGAGCGAGAGGACACAGCCUCCGGUCAGCGAGACUCCCGUCGUCAGACCUAUAGAGAAGUCAGAGGUCACUACCAGCUACAGCAGUAGAGCCAUGUCUGAGGUGGCCGUGCCCGAGAUGAUGAAGCCACCCCCGGCGGUGCCCGCAGCGUGCCAGGUGGAGAAGACUGUGCCAGGUCCUGGCAUGGGGGACUUCAGCUAUGUGGGCAUCGAUGCCAUCCUGGAACAGAUGCGGAGGAAGGCCAUGAAACAGGGCUUCGAGCUCAACAUCAUGGUAGUGGGGCAGAGCGGCCUAGGGAAGUCCACUCUGAUGAACACUCUGUUCAAGUCCAAGGUGAGCCGUAAGUCAGUGCAGGCCACGUCCCAGGAGAAGAUCCCCAAGACCAUCCAUAUCAAGUCUGUCAGCCACGACAUUGAGGAGAAGGGGGUGAGGAUGAAACUAACUGUUAUCGACACGCCCGGCUUCGGGGAUCAGAUCAACAACGAGAACUGUUGGCAGCCCAUCAUGAAGUUCAUUAAUGCCCAGUAUGAGCAGUACCUUCAGGAGGAGAUCAACAUCAACAGGAAGAAGAGGAUUCCAGACUCAAGGGUUCACUGCUGUAUUUACUUCAUACCCCCUACUGGACACUGUCUGCGACCUCUGGAUGUGGAGUUUAUGAGGCGUCUCAGUAAGGUGGUCAAUAUUGUUCCUGUCAUUGCCAAGGCAGACACGCUCACCCUGGAGGAGAGGGACUUCUUUAAACAGAAGAUCAGGGAAGAGCUACGGGCCAAUGGGAUCGACGUGUACCCCCAGAAGGAGUUUGACGAGGACGCAGAGGACCGGAUGAUUAAUGACAAGAUCAGGGAGAUGAUCCCGUUUGCUGUGGUGGGCAGCGACCAGGAGUACCAGGUCAAUGGCAGGAGGCUUCUGGGAAGGAAGACAAAGUGGGGAACCAUAGAAGUUGAGAACAUUGCUCAUUGUGAGUUUGCCUAUUUGCGAGAUCUACUGAUUAGGACCCACAUGGAGAACAUCAAGGACAUCACCAGCAGCAUCCACUAUGAGGUGUACCGCGUCCGCCGCCUCAACGAAAACAACACCGCCGUCGCCCAUGCCAACGGCCUCCCCCAACACCACAUGACCUCCCAUGAGAUGUAGAGCCCUGCCCACCGUGUCCCAUGAGCCCUCACUUCCCUCCGAAGCAGCUUCGAUCCUUCCAUCCCGUUAUCCUUCCAUCCCUCUCUCCCCUCCACUCACUCUCAAUGCCAAACCCUUCUACAGAAGGGAGAAGACCCACACUGGGGGGACUGAGGAGUGUAGUCUUAUCGCCCCCAAAUGGCCAAAUACAGACGCAUAGAAUGGACUGUUGAUGCCAAUGCAUUGCCCCUCGAUGAUAACCCGGUCUCUCUGACUAACGUCUACAUGAAGGGGGGGGUAAAUGCUAGCUAUCACUUGCAUUCAUUCAGGUUUAACCAGGCUAAGUAAACACUAUUAAUGUGCUGCAACCUUAAUCUGUGUGUUUUCAGUUAUUCUGUCGUUCUUUAGGUCCCUCAUCUGUCGGGUUGGUUAACAAAAUAACGCUGUGUUUUCAGGCCCAUUACAUACAAGCAGUGACAGAAGUGCCCUCAAACUUUUGUUUGGGUAAAAUAUUGAUUUCUCAUCUGUUUUAAUAUAGCCCCUGUAAUGCAUCCUUCAUUCAUUGUUCAUUUGACCUGCUAUCUGAAGGUUCUACAAUGUUUAUUUCUGUUCCCUUUGAGAGGGAGUAGUUUAGCCUUGAGGGACUCUAAUUCCCAGUAGGAGUGCUGAUUUGGGAUCAGUUUUGCCUUUUAGAUAUUAGAUUACAUGGACAGAGAGACCUGAGCCUAGAUCAGCACUCCUACGCUUUAUACACUCGGCCCCAGUGUGGUACUGGAUCCAUCGCGACAGCAGCAGAGGCACAGGACAGAUAUUCAGCUAAGUAUUUAGAAGUAUGACACACAGAAAUAAAAUCUAUUCAUUCUAUGGCAGUUGAUUCAUUUGUCCGAGUUCUGUUUGAUGAUGUCCGAGAGGGGUCAGUUGAAGAUGGUGAAUGGGGAGUGUUUAAUUGCGAUGGAAGUUGAUAAUGCUGUUGGAUUGGUCAGGAUUGCAUAAUGUCAGGGUUACAUAAUGCCGGGGGUGGACUGGAGGUUUUGAGUCUAGUGGACAUCGUCGACACAUCUGUAGGGCCAGGAGUUUUUCCCCAUAACUUGAACUGACCAGAAAAAACCUUGGGCCCUUGUAACAGCCUGUAACUAGGACGUUCUCAGUCAUAGUUAUAGACUGUAACUAGGGUCUUCUCUGAGUUGUCGUUAUAGACUGUAACUAGGGUCUCUGAGUCGUUGUUAUAGACUGUAACUAGGGUCUUCUCUGAGUCGUUGUUAUAGACUGUAACUAGGGUCUUCUCUGAGUCGUUGUUAGACUGUAAAAAGGGUCUUUGAGUUGUUGUUAUAGGCUGUAACUAGGGUCUUUGAGUCGUUGUUAUAGGCUGUAACUAGGGUCUUUGAGUCGUUGUUAUAGGCUGUAACUAGGGUCUUCUCUGAGUUGUCGUUAUAGACUGUAACUAGGGUCUCUGAGUCUGUUUUUAUAGACUGUAACUAGGGUCUUCUGAGUCGUUGUUAUAGACUGUAACUAGGGUCUUCUCUGAGUCGUUGUUAGACUGUAAAAAGGGUCUUUGAGUUGUUGUUAUAGGCUGUAACUAGGGUCUUUGAGUCGUUGUUAUAGGCUGUAACUAGGGUCUUUGAGUUGUUGUUAUAGGCUGUAACUAGGGUCUUUGAGUCGUUGUUAUAGACUGUAACUAGGGUCUUUGAGUCGUUGUUAUAGGCUGUAACUAGGGUCUUUGAGUCGUUGUUAUAGGCUGUAACUAGGGUCUUUGAGUCGUUGUUAUAGACUGUAACUAGGGUCUUUGAGUCUUUGUUAUAGGCUGUAACUAGGGUCUUUGAGUCAUUGUUAUAGACUGUAACUAGGGUCUUUGAGUCGUUGUUAUAGGCUGUAACUAGGGUCUUUGAGUCGUUGUUAUAGACUGUAACUAGGGUCUUUGAGUCGUUGUUAUAGGCUGUAACUAGGGUCUUUGAGUCGUUGUUAUAGACUGUAACUAGGGUCUUUGAGUCGUUGUUAUAGACUGUAACUAGGGUCUUUGAGUCGUUGUUAUAGACUGUAACUAGGGUCUUUGAGUCGUUGUUAUAGGCUGUAACUAGGGUCUUUGAGUCGUUGUUAUAGACUGUAACUAGGGUCUUUGAGUCGUUGUUAUAGGCUGUAACUAGGGUCUUUGAGUCGUUGUUAUAGACUGUAACUAGGGUCUUUGAGUCUUUGUUAUAGGCUGUAACUAGGGUCUUCUCUGAAUCGUCGUUAUAGACUGUAACUAGGACCAUGAGUUUUUCCUGGUAAAGUCACAUGGUCAGGAAACUCCUGGUCCUACACGUGUAUGAUGCAGAGUGAGGGGAACAGUCUCCUGUUGUCAUUGAGGAGCCAGUGCUUUAAGCCUUGGGCUGGUGACAGUACAGCGAUACAUAUCCCUCAUACUGUUGUGGUAAUUGUUAUUUUUACAUGGCUGCGUCGUCAUACAGGUAUUACUGUCAGAAAAUAGAUUUCAAAAUGCCCUCAGUGCCUUUUCAAUUCCAAAUAAUAGAUGUCAUUUUGGGGUGUUUUUUAUAUACAGAUGUUUAAAGAGUGAUUUAAAAUAAAUAGUAUUUAUGCACAUUAGAAAGAUAAGAAGUGUACCACCCCACCCACUCAUCCACACAUGGUCGUUGUCCUGAGCAGAGAACACUAAAUCAGUUUCUACUGCCCAUGUCAAGUGUUUAGGAAAAACUCCUGGUCCUAGUUAUGUGCCAUGUCUCUGUGCCUUGGACACUAUUCCCUUUUAUUUAUUGGAGACUGUCCACUAGCACAUGCUUUUAAACUGGAAGGACAACCGUGACAAUUAAGGCCCUGAGUUUUUCCAGACCAUGUGACCUGACCAGGAUAAACCUCCAUAGCCUAUAACCAGGGACCUGAGUUUUUCCUGGUCAGGCCAAAUAGUCUGGAAAACUCCUUGUCCUAUUACUGAUGUGCUGGCUGGUGCCAAUCACCACAGCAGAAGACAUUUCAUUGUUAUCAAGUCUCUUUAUAUCAGACUGUGCACCCUGAAACUAAAGUCCUCCUUAAAAACUCUAAGUUCUCUCUCUUUCUCCCACUUUCUUUUCUCUUCUUCUCUUCUGCCGUUUCUUGGAUAUCAACCAGUAACAGUAAUAUGUGGUGUUUAAAGGUUUUAUGUGUUUCAGUUUCAAACUAUAAUCCUCAACUUCCAGACAUCAUCGUCGUCAUGCUCUGUCCUGUAUAUUCAUUGUCAGAUACAUGUUUGUACUGGUAUUAAUAAUAACAGAAUUUACCUUUUGAUAUCGUGUUAUUUUCAAGAAAUAAAGAUGAAAGUUGUAUAUAGUCA
Messenger RNA from Oncorhynchus tshawytscha (Chinook salmon), 5166 nucleotides. It is a transcript of the gene septin9a, whose product is annotated as septin 9a. Gene Ontology annotation, cellular component: septin complex; microtubule cytoskeleton; cell division site. Gene Ontology annotation, biological process: cytoskeleton-dependent cytokinesis. NCBI's taxonomy places the organism in Eukaryota, Metazoa, Chordata, Actinopteri, Salmoniformes, Salmonidae. Gene Ontology annotation, molecular function: GTP binding; GTPase activity; molecular adaptor activity. The record is from RefSeq and is a predicted model, not a curated record.